AUGUCAAAGGAUGUCUCGACAGCUGCCUCAGGGGUACGCAGAGUCACGCGAAGCAAUACUUCUGCUGCAGCGAGGGGAGGAAAGGGUACACAGGGCAAGAAGAAGGAACAACAUCAACACGACAUGGUCAUCAAGCAAGAGGAGGGUCCCCCUGGGAAAAAGCGGCCUUUAUCAUAUCCCGACGAGGAGACACCGGGCAGAAAGAGACUGAAGGAGGAAGACACCAGUCUUAGCAACCCAACCACGUCUGCUAGGAAGAAAUCCCAGCCGAAGAAGUCGGGGUCAUCAGAUCUGAAGACGAAGAAACUCAAGUCGUAUGCUCAGUUUGCCAAUCAAUCUCCAUUCCCCAACUUUCAUCGUCCUACAGUCGAAGAAUGCAAGCUCGCCCACCGAAUCCUAGCUUCCCUCCACGGUCCUCGGAUACGCCCCAAAGAAGUCGUCGCCUCCACUACUCGAGCGGGAUGUGGUGACUCCCCCAAUGUUCUCGACGCUCUGGUCCGCACUAUUCUCUCUCAAAAUACGAGCGACGUCAACUCGACGCGGGCCAAGAAGAGCAUGGAUAAGGUGUACGGAGGUAGCGAUAAGUGGGACGCCAUUGUUGCUGGAGGUGAAGGCAAACUUCAAGAAGCCAUCAAAUGCGGCGGACUCAGCGCGGUUAAGAGCAAAGUCAUCGUCGGCAUUUUGAAGCAGUCGUACGAGAAGUAUGGCAAGUAUUCCCUAGACCAUUUACAUUAUGCGUCCAGUGAAGAGGCCAUGCAAGAGAUGUUAUCCUUCCAGGGAGUUGGACCUAAGACAGCUAGCUGUGUCUUGCUCUUCUGUCUCCAGCGCGAGAGCUUUGCAGUGGACACGCAUGUCUGGCGCAUUACGGGAUUGUUGGGGUGGCGACCCAAGAACGCCACGAGAGAUGAGACACACGCGCAUUUGGACGUCAUGAUCCCAGACGAGGAUAAGUACGGGUUGCACAUAUUACUUGUCACGCACGGGAAGAAGUGUGAGGAAUGUCGAGCUGGAGGGAAGAACCUAGGCCAAUGCGAACUGCGAAAGGCCUUCCGCCAGAAGAAGAUGCAGGGCGAGGCAGGAGAAGAGGCGCAGCAAGAGGAGAUGGAGAAAGUCAAGAAAGAAGACGAGGACUGA
Messenger RNA from Cladophialophora psammophila CBS 110553, 1134 nucleotides. RefSeq lists its product as uncharacterized. The record is from RefSeq and is a predicted model, not a curated record. The transcript has a single exon. Lineage: Eukaryota; Fungi; Ascomycota; Eurotiomycetes; Chaetothyriales; Herpotrichiellaceae. Gene Ontology annotation, biological process: base-excision repair. Gene Ontology annotation, molecular function: catalytic activity. Bases 1 to 1134 code for a protein of 377 amino acids.